Penicillium pulvis is the source of this 2013-nucleotide messenger RNA. Its product is annotated as putative C6 transcription factor. NCBI's taxonomy places the organism in Eukaryota, Fungi, Ascomycota, Eurotiomycetes, Eurotiales, Aspergillaceae. Gene Ontology annotation, molecular function: DNA binding; zinc ion binding. The transcript has 7 exons. Bases 1 to 1989 code for a protein of 662 amino acids. Gene Ontology annotation, biological process: DNA-templated transcription. The record is from RefSeq and is a predicted model, not a curated record.
AUGAUCGCCUCCACUUCGACUUCGUUCAACUGGAUUCUACCCACAAGCAGCUCUGGGGGCUCGGUGAAAGGGCCCAUCAAGUCAGUCUCCAAGCCGUGCUUCGGGUGCGACUGUGGCGAUGAGGAGUACGCAAGCCACCAUAACCUCCCCUGCACGUUUGAUCGUGUGGUGCAGCGGAAACGAAAACCGGAGGAAGAUGAUAGCAAUCACCCUAAGAGUUCCCGGCUUUCCGAAAGAAUUAGUCGCAUCGAGCAGCUCUUGGCGGAGAAUUUGAUGCGGGAGUCUAACUCUGAACCGAUGGACUAUACGCAUAUUAUUGACGACAAUCCUAUUAACAUCAACACUACCAACACCACUGCAAGCAACUCCCCAAGCAGCACCGGUGCUAGUAGUAUCAGCAAUCAGCCCAUACUUUCAUCUUCAGUGGGUGUUCACUUCGCCGGCCGAGAGCUGGGUGUCAUCAGUCUCCUCACUGGUAUCCCAUUCCUCCUACCAGAGGGCCAAGAAUGGAUUCAGGCUCGCACAGGACAGACUAUUUCAAGCGAGAAACUCAGUCCAUCACGGGUGCCCUGGGAGAAAGAGCGAGGCCAGAGCUCUAAUGAAAUAAUGAUGAACUUACGAAACGAUGACCUAUUUGAAUUGCCGGACCGCCAAAGCGUGCAGAUGUACUUUGACGCUUACAAGCAGUCAAUAGUGAUGCGCCGACUCUUCCCCGUCGUUGAUAUCGAACUGUUCGCCGAAACUAUCAAUGAAGCGUACCGACAGCCCAAAUCGGGCUUUGAAUUUGGGCAAGCGAGUACCCGAGCAUGCAUUAUCGCCUUUGCUGCUUUUGUUGCUCGUCUUCCACCCGUUGUUCAAUUUAUCAGAAGGUUGUCCUCCACUGCACUUCAAGUUGAUCAUGAGGUUUUAGCUUCCAAGGCCCAGUUUUUACUUUCGCAGGUUAUGCAAGAACCUGCGAGCCUAGAAGGUGCGCAGGCUGUGACCAUGCUGACCUUGUACGAGGUAUCGUCAGGCAAUAUGCGAGCCACCAACUAUUUUGCUGCAAUAGCAGCACGUCUAAUCUUCAUGCUGGGCGGUAAUUUGAACAGCAACAAAUUAUAUUCGAAUAGCAAACAAGACCGACGGAGGCAACAGCAAGUGCGCAAUCUCUUUUGGAUUUGUUACACAAUGGACAAAGAUGUUGCUCUUCGCAUUGGGCAACCACCCACCAUUGCCGAUGAAAAUUGCGAUCUCACCCUUCCACCGGGCUAUGCUGAAUAUGCAUUUCUGGACCCCGAAGACGCGAAGUUGUCCCACUCACAGCCAAGUUUUCCAUUCGACUUGCGUCUGAGCAUUAUCAAAUCUCGCACCCAUACCGCUCUCUAUUCUGUGGGCGCGAUCCACAAAUCCGAUGCUGAUCUUCUAAAAUCCAUUCGGGAGUUGGAUGACGAAUUGGAGGAAUGGCGAUUGUCUAUUCCACCUCAAUGGCGACCUACCAUGUCUUUUUCGGCCGAGGCAUCGGAUCCAAAUGUUACUAUGCAUUCAAUCAUGCUGCGUCUCAACUACUAUCUCUGUAUGUCCAUCAUCCAUUCGGCAAGCAGUAGAUGCAAAGCAUGGAGGCAAGGAAACGGAAUGCUGGAUGGAGUCAAUUCGAGCCUCGCUUUAUCGGUCGAGGCUAGCCGUUCAACUCUUUGUUACUUGGAGGCAGGAGAGCAUGUGUUGGUCGAGGGUAUUUUCUGGAUUUUGGUUUACUACCCCAUCUCGGCAUUUCUCAGCAUCUUCUGCAGUAUUCUUUCGAACCCGCUAGACCCUCGCUCGCGUGAUGAUCUGGAACGUCUCAAUAUGGCGACGGUCAUGAUGGAGCGCAUCUUUCACCGAAAGCUUCCUGCGAGUGAAAUCGGUCACUUCAAGCUCGUAGCUGACUUCGUCGCGGAGAUGAAACGUCUGGCUGAGUGUGCUGUUGACAAGGCGUGGCGUGAGCAGAGUGCUGGCUCGCUUCUGCCUCAGUAAAAUUUUCCUUGUGUCCUUCUGUAU